AUGACAGCGGCCAGCAGCGGCAACGGCAACGGCAAUGCGACUUCGACCUUCCAAAUGUCAACGUCGCCUCCAGCGACCAGCAGCCCCUGUUCGCCACCUGCACACCCCGUCGCAAAUCCUCCCGCCACACCUCGCUGCCUCUCUCUCGACGCCGCCUCGCAUCCAAAGAGUCGCGGUGGCGGCACGACCCCGUCGUCGCUAGCCGGCGCUGGCACUCAUGUUGCUGCUAUUGACGCACAAGCUGGCGUGCCUGGCCCUCGCCCUGGCAAGGACGCCACGCUGGGCCACAGGCAAGACCCGUUUGCCGCCAUUUCUCCCGCCAAAACCCCAGACCUGCCUCCUGUGCCCGACGGGGCCAACGCGAACAGCACGGCAUGUCCAAUUCCACAACCCGAACAAGAGGCUAGCCCCAGCCCGCGCCCACACCUGCGCCUGCGCCCACGCGCCAGACAUUGUACCCAGGACCAGGCCCCGGCUAGUCCAUUGCCUAUUAGGAGGCCACCCCCCGAAUUUUUUCAUCCCCUUGUCGAGGCACGCCCGCUCCGCACCGCCAGCGUGCGGCCUGAUACAAAGAUUGUCCACCCGAAACCCAUCGCCCAUCCGCCCGCCCUGAACCACAACCUUCCCGACAGCUUGAUUCGAUCCGGCUCCGCGGCUGGAAACAUUGCUCAGCUCGAAGCCACGGCCGAGCGGCUGUCCAUGACGAGUUCCAUUGACGAUGCUAUUCGUGAGUUGCACCUGGAACUGAAGCGAAGCGACAGCAGACGAUCAGCGAGAUUGGCUCUAUCCCGCAUGGCCUCGGUUGACGAGCUCGUCGCAUCUCCGCCCGCUCCCAUCGGACCACACUUCUCGACCGCAGCCUCCCUCGUCCCCGCAAACAGCGCUGCUCGUCACCGCGGUUACUCGCCCGCCGCCUGCUUUGCCAUGUCGCCAAGCGUGUCGCUGACCGGUCCCCUUCGCUGCGGCUCCAUACACUCCGCAGGUAGACCAGAUGCCACCUUUGACUCGAUGCUAGCACGGAAUCCUUCUGGAAAGUCUUCCAUCAGGAGUUUCCGAUCAAGCAAACCCUCCCUGGCCGAAAUCUCCGAGUCGGAACCUGUUUCGCUCGACAAGAAGGCCUUUGACGAAGCCGAUGCCGCGCCGCCUCUCGAAGAUCUGGCGGACGAAGGCAUGCAGCAGCAGCUUUCGGACACCGCUGCCGAUUUUGUGCCAAGCACCGAUGCAUUCCACCAGAUGCUCCAGGACGGCCUGGGAUCAUCGGCUGGACCCCAACAGGGUUCCAAGGCUACCACCGCCGCCGCCAACACCACUGCUACGCGGCGGCGGCAGCAGCAGCAGCGCCGCCCUGAGAGCGUUCACUCCAGCAAUACAUCAGAGCAAGCUCGCGACGCCUUUGUCGACUUUGACGGAGUCCAUUGGGAGCCACAAGAUGAAGCCGACUCGUACGUGCCGCAAGCCUUGGAGUCAGAUGUAUUGGCACAGCGACCAAUGCUGGUCUCCACGGCUCAGCCGACUCAACGGACUUCUUACAUUGACCCAUCGACGGGCCAAAAUAUGCUGUAUUAUCCUGCACGCGUUCCCGCCAUGCUGAACCUACCUCCCAAAUUAUCCACGAAGCCAAAGGCUGCCUCCCGAAACGACAGAAGAUCCCAAAUCCUGAGCACCAUGAUGGAUAUGACGGCGGCGCCAUGCAUGCAAGAUUCCACCCAACGCAAGCGUCAAUCCGUCUUGGCCGAUUUUGGGGCGACCUUCCCCGCCGACCCCCCGGUCCGCGACUCCUGGCUGCCAGACCCCAUUGCCAGCCACCGAGACUCCUUUGCAGCUCUGUCCUCGUUUGGUGCUCUGGACGAAGCUGCACAGCAACCGGUCGGAGUAGCCAACCACGUCACAACGAGGCAAGACGCCGCCCCACGCCGCCCUGAGCGGCUCUCCAAGCUUCCCAAGGAUAAUCGAAAGUCGGUGGCUUCCAUGCUCGGCAACCUACCGGCGCAACUUCGGGCUAGCGCCUUUUUCGAUCUUCCAUCCAUAAGCCCAGAGGUUGAGAUCAAGGAUGGAUCUGCCAUGGCUACGCUCGAUAGCAUUCUCGAUGCCUCGGCCAGUGCACCUGUAAGCGCAUUCACCGACCACCUCUAUGUCGGCAAACUUGGGCCCGAGGUGUAUGGGAAGCAAAACCAGAAGGGAGGCGGGAAAUCCGCCGCGACCGGACAGCCUCGUGCACAACCCAAGAAGAUGUCGUCGAUGGUGCGGCUGGGUCGUAAACGCGGCAGCAGCAGCAGCAGCAGCAGCAGCAACGGUGAUGACAAGCCAGCGCGACCGCACAGCAGCAUAGCCUUGACCUCGACUGCGCUUUACGGCGUUGCCCACCGUGGUGACGGCCAACUUACCCCGGACAGCGCUGACAGCGCGGAGCGGGUUAUUCGGCUCGGUGCCGGACGAGAAGGCGUGCCGGGGCGGCUAGAUCAAGGGGCGGAGCUAGAAGAGCAGCAAGAAGAAGAAGACGACCAACCCUUCGAGGCCCGUUACCAAGGGCCCCCCACCACCCUACUGGCCGAGCUGAUGAUGCGGAAACAGGAGCAGAGGCAACGCGUCAGGAACUUGGGCAAGGGCCUUCCCAACGGCAACUAUGCCACGCUCCUGGACUUGGACACAGUCGCCGAGGUGCAGAUGAGGAACCGCAAGAACAAGCGAGUCAACCUGGCUUGGGAGCACGUGGACGCGCUUGAUGACCAGAACGGAUCCGACGACGAAGACGUGCCCCUGGCCAUCGUUGCCGCUAUGCAGCGCGGAGCCAAGAAUCUGGCCGACCUCGACAGACCCGUCGGUCUGAUGGAAAGGCGGGAGAGGGAGGACAACGAGCCUCUGAGUCACCGUCGCGCGCGGUUGCAGGGAAUGGAGCCUCCGACCCCUGCUGCCGCCCUGCCCGCCAGGCAGAGCAUGAUGUCUUUCCCGGCCGCACAUGCCCUGGAGCUUCUCUCGCCCAACGCUGCUGCUGGGGUCGGGGUAAGCGUCGGCCCAGAAGAGCCUGAAGGCGGCGCCAUGGAAGAGGUUGAAGGCGAGACUCUGGGCGAGAGGCGUCGCAGAUUAGCAACAAAGGAUGGGGCGGAGGUGCUGCCCACGGCUCGUAGAGUCAGCCUCAGCUUUUCGGCCGAGCUUCUGAACCAGUUUGGCGACCCCGAAGACGGCAGGGACGGAUCAAGCACAAGCAACAACAACAAGGAGGCGGGGGCGGCGAAGAAGCAGAGCGCAGCAGCGGCGGCGGUCCCAGCAGCCUCCAAAACACCCUGCGAGGAAGAAACCCUCGGGCAGCGUCGGCGACGACUCCAAGCGGAGCGUCAAGGCAGAGAGCGGGAAAUGAGCCACGGCAACCCGACGACGACGACGACGACGGCGGCGGCGGCGGCGGUGGCGGGGACUUGGUCGGACCCGCCAGGGGCGAGACGGCUGAGUCUCGCCAACGUCCUGUCUGCCCACCCCACGAGGGAAGGAAACACGCGGGCGCGGGAAGAACAGGUGCGGAGCGAGCUGGAGAUGCGCGCUGCGCAAGAACGCGAGUCCAAGAUGUCGGCGAUGCGGAUUCAGAUGCCGACGUGUCUGCCGCAGAGCAACCGCGACAGGUCGGGGGGGUUCCUGGGCGGCGCAUUCAACGACGGCACGGGCGGCCAGGGCCCCAGGGCGGCGAUGAACAUGAGCAGCUCGGCCCUCUCGCCGGGCAACCGAGCGAGCGUCAUGACGGGCUACGGGGUGCCCAACCUGGGAGUGGUGACGAGCCAGUCGGCCUUUGGGGCAGGGCUGAACGGGUUUGGCGGGCCGGGCGGUGCCGGCAAGAGCUCCAUCAGCAUGUACAAUGACGCGGCGAGCCAGAUGUACGGCGGCAUGAAGCCGGCGCAAGCAAAGCCCAUGGACCGAGUAGAACAAUGGCGCUACAGCGUGCGUCCCUAG
Messenger RNA from Ustilaginoidea virens, 3939 nucleotides. RefSeq lists its product as uncharacterized. The coding region runs from base 1 to 3939 and encodes 1312 amino acids. The transcript has a single exon. Lineage: Eukaryota; Fungi; Ascomycota; Sordariomycetes; Hypocreales; Clavicipitaceae. The record is from RefSeq and is a predicted model, not a curated record.